This is a messenger RNA of Emys orbicularis (European pond turtle), 498 nucleotides long. It is a transcript of the gene AGR3, whose product is annotated as anterior gradient 3, protein disulphide isomerase family member. Gene Ontology annotation, molecular function: dystroglycan binding. The coding region runs from base 1 to 498 and encodes 165 amino acids. The record is from RefSeq and is a predicted model, not a curated record. The transcript is spliced from 7 exons. Gene Ontology annotation, cellular component: endoplasmic reticulum. NCBI's taxonomy places the organism in Eukaryota, Metazoa, Chordata, Testudines, Emydidae.
AUGAUGCAUUCAGCAUUGGCUUUGUCACUCCUGCUAAUCGCAGUAUCUUCCAACCUCGCGAUGGCAAUCAAAAAGGAAAAAAGAGCUCCCCAGACGCUGUCGAGAGGCUGGGGAGAUGAUAUUACUUGGGUGCAAACCUAUGAAGAAGGGCUUUUUCAAGCAAGAAAAAGUAACAAACCACUGAUGGUCAUUCAUCAUCUGGAGGACUGUCAAUACUGCCAAGCACUGAAGAAGGUUUUUGCAGAAAAUGAGGAAAUACAAGAAAUGGCUCAAAAUAACUUCAUCAUGCUAAAUCUCAUGCAUGAAACCACAGAUAAGAACUUGUCACCUGAUGGACAAUAUGUACCUCGAAUCAUGUUUGUAGACCCCUCUCUCACAGUAAGAGCUGAUAUCACUGGAAGAUAUUCUAAUCGACUCUAUACUUACGAACCACAAGACAUACCAUUCUUGAUAGAGAACAUGAAGAAAGCAUUACGCCUUAUUCAGACUGAACUGUAA